This is a messenger RNA of Pneumocystis carinii B80, 992 nucleotides long. RefSeq lists its product as hypothetical. Bases 1 to 969 code for a protein of 322 amino acids. NCBI's taxonomy places the organism in Eukaryota, Fungi, Ascomycota, Pneumocystomycetes, Pneumocystales, Pneumocystaceae. The transcript has a single exon. The record is from RefSeq and is a predicted model, not a curated record.
AUGGAACGGCCGGUUAAGAAGCAACAACAAGUGGCACAAGUAGCACAAGAUGAGAUUAAGGAGGAACACCUUUUGGCUUUCAUUGCAAAGGAGAAAUAUGAAGAUGAACAACAAUGCAAAACAGAACUCGAGAAAUAUUGUAAAGAGUUGAAGGAAGCAGAUGAGAAUUUCAAAGUGAAUGAGAAAGUUAAAGAAAUUUGUGGUAAAAAAGAAGAGGAAAGAUGCACAGGCCUGAAAGCCAAAGUUAAAGAUGAAUUGGGAGAUUUUGAUACGGAUCUUGAAGCAUCGGUAGAUGACAUAAAAGAUGAAGUUUGUGAAAAAUAUGAAGAAAAAUGUAUACUUUUAGAAGAGGCGGGUGAUGAUGAUCUUAAGAAGAACUCUGUCAAGUUGAGGGAAGGAUGCUACAAAUUGAAGCGUGAAAAGGUGGUAGAGGAGCUCCUUUUCAGGACGCUCGGAGGGGAUGCUAAUGAAGUGAAUAAAUGUAAAGGAAAGAUGAAAGAUGUUUGCCCAGUGUUAAGCCGAGAAAGCGACGAGCUGAUGUCUUUGUGUCUUAAUCCGACUAAAACGUGCAAAACUAUGGAAAGUAAAUUAAAGGAUGUUUGCAAGACUUUAAAAAAAGAAUUGGAUCAGAAAAAUUUAGAAAAAGAUUUCCAUAAAAAACUUGAGAAAUGUCAUUUUUACGAACAAGCGUCUACUGAUGCUAAAUGUCAGGACUUUGAGAAGAAAUGCAAGGAAAAAAAUAUUAGAUAUGAAGCGCCGGAAUCUGAUCUUAGUCCAGUGAAGUCGAAGGCAUCGUUCUUGAGAAGUAUUGGGUUGGAUGAUGUCCAUAAAAGCGCAGAAAAAGAUGAUAUUAUUAUUGGAAAAAAAGGAGUGGAUGUACCAAGGAGGCUGGGUACAGAUUUUCUGCAAGAUCUCUUGCUAGCAUUGAGCCAAGAUGAGAAUGUAAAUGAAUCAAGAAUUGAAAGAUGAACUUUUUAUAAUUUUAGUUCGCC